AAUUACUUUGAAAAGAAAAAGAAAGAAAAAGCUUCCUUGAAGUCAAAAACCUUGAAUCAAAGUAAAAAAACAUGUCAUCUUCUCGUCAUCAAGCCAAAGUACAGGCCUUUCCUCUCCAAAGGUAAAAACAUUAACAAUGUAUUAAGCCUUUGCCUAAACAAGAAGCAAAAGUUAAUGACGCGAAGCAAAGGGGAAUAUGCCGAGUGGCUGUAGAAUCUCAGCAUCAGGUCCAAAUCGAUGGUUUCUAAAGUUGGUCCUUCACGUUUUUCCUGGGGCCGAAUCAAGCAGAAGCGAGCGUGCGUGCGAGCGUGCGAGCGUUCGAGCGAGCCAGAGCCAGACAGACGCAGCAGCAACCAAAGAGUCACUUACCUUAAUUAAUAACAUGACCAUUUCCAUAGUAUGUAACAUUCAAUUACCCUCAUCUUCGUACUAUUAUUCCUCCACAUCCUCCUCCUCCCGGUGCAUAAGCACAGCCCCCGUUCCCCUUUCAAAGCGAAAACCAAUACAACUUCCGCUCUAUCGUACCUCUGCUUAUCUCUCGGAUAUGGAUGCAACAAGCACUCCUGGAUUGUACCCAUUGCACCGUUGUAAAACUCUGCAUCUGGUAAGGCAUGCUCAGGGGAUUCACAAUGUAGCAGGGGAAAAAGAUUAUGCCGCUUAUUUAUCUGAAGACCUUUUCGAUGCCCAUCUCACGCCGCUUGGCUGGCAACAGGUUGAUAAUCUGCGCAAUCAUGUUCAAGAAACCGGGAUUUCUAAGAAAAUUGAAUUGGUCAUUGUUUCUCCUUUACUCAGGACUAUGCAAACUGCAGUGGGAGUCUUUGGUGGUGAAGGGUAUAAAGAUGGGAUAGUUGUACCUCCACUAAUGGUGGAAAAUGUAGGGGAAAGUCACCGUCCUGAGAUUUCAAGUCUGAAUUGUCCGCCAUUUCUAGCUGUUGAACUUUGUCGAGAACAUUUGGGAGUCCAUCCAUGUGAUAGAAGAAAAAGCAUCACCGAGUAUCGGCCUGUCUUUCCUGCAAUUGAUUUUUCUCUGGCAAGUAGCUUUUGUGAUCAAGCAAUAGAAAGCAAUGAGGAUAGUUUGUGGGAAGCUAAUAUUAGAGAAAAGAAUGAAGAAGUUGCAGUCAGAGGAAUGAAAUUUUUAAAUUGGUUGUGGACACGAAAAGAGAAGGAAAUUGCAAUUGUUACCCACAGUUCCUUCUUGUAUCAUACUUUAAGUGCUUUUGGAAGUGAUUGUCAUCCAUCUGUGAAGAGUGAAAUAUGCAAACACUUUGCAAAUUGUGAGCUCCGCUCUGUGGUUAUUGUUGAUAGAAGUAUGAUGGGAUCAGAUCCUGCAACAACUAACUAUCCUGGAAAAAUCCCUAGUGGGCCAGAUCUUCCAAGUGAUGUUGCUGAUGAGAAGCUUUCAGAGGCAGGAGAAGGCAAGUAGUUAUUAGUCUGGAGAGAUGACCAGGCGGGAAUCUGAGUUUGAUAUCCAUACUAUGAUUCUUUACAAAUUUACUGAGAUAAUUGUUACCUUUCAAAGGCAGCACAUAGGUACUCAAAAGAAAUUUUUAUGUACGCUCUCAAGCUAUAUUAUUUGGCAAUCUCCGAAUUAUUCAAGUAUGUCAGAUAAAAAAUGCUUUAAACAGUUAAAUGAAUUCUUUAUAAAUGGAAAACAUGAAUUCCUCCAUAUUAUGAUUGUCUUUGAGAGUUUGUUUUUAUGUUCAUUGUAUGACAGCAUAUAAAACAGAUGGAUGUUGCCCCAUUCUACAAGUCUCUCUAUGGUAUGUUUUCGGCAGUAUCAUCAAUUUUCUUUUCAGCUGUUGGGUAUUAUCUAGUGGCUCCCAGCCCUCACGGGCGGUUAAAAUGUAUAAAUGCUGAUUUUUGUUUCGGGGAAAAGGAUCUCAUAUCAUUAAUAGUGAAGGACUGGAUUGACUUACCAGCAAUCUCCUGUUCUUUUUCUACUGAUAUGCUUUUUCCUAGAAGACAAAACCUUGAGAGUAGGCUACCAGGCUCUUAAAAACGAAUAAUACCUUGUGACGGGUAUAUUUCAACAAUUUUUUCAUCGGCAAUUUUGAUUUUUCAAAUUGACUUUUAUAUUGGGGCUCUGAAGGCAUUGGAAUUUGCUGAUCAAUGAUUCUUAUAUGCUCAAUUUACAUGAGAAUUUCAUCCUAAUACAUGGGAAUGAAAGCUGAAAAAAUGGAGGCUAGUCAUUCUAAAGUUGAUGCAAACUGAAUAAAGCCGUCUUUUGAGGACUGCUUAGAUAGAGCUGGUGAGAAAACACUUCCUUGUGCAUAGCCUGAUUAAAAAUUGCCACGAGGCUGUCAUGUUUCAUGCUGUCAUCAGUUCUAUAAUGGACAACGUGCAUCAACUUUGGGAGGU
Molecule: messenger RNA, 2358 nt
Organism: Durio zibethinus
Lineage: Eukaryota; Viridiplantae; Streptophyta; Magnoliopsida; Malvales; Malvaceae
Source: RefSeq, a predicted model, not a curated record